This is a messenger RNA of Wallemia ichthyophaga EXF-994, 987 nucleotides long. RefSeq names its product golgi family to ER traffic protein 4. Bases 1 to 987 code for a protein of 328 amino acids. Gene Ontology annotation, cellular component: cytosol. The record is from RefSeq and is a predicted model, not a curated record. Gene Ontology annotation, molecular function: protein binding. NCBI's taxonomy places the organism in Eukaryota, Fungi, Basidiomycota, Wallemiomycetes, Wallemiales, Wallemiaceae. Gene Ontology annotation, biological process: protein insertion into ER membrane. The transcript has 6 exons.
AUGCUCGACAAGUCUUUAAAAUCUAUCCUUCCUUUAUUGGAUAGCGGCGAUCACUACGGCGCUCAUCAACGUACUAGAACUGCCGCUGCCAGGUUAUCCAGGAAUGGCAUUCAAGGUCAAUAUACUGCUAUCGAAUUGCUUUUCAUCGUUUCAAAGUCUUUACUCGAAAAGUCUCAAUGGGCUUCCGGCGUAGACGUUUCUAUCAUGAUGAUUGAUGCUAUGGCUAAAUUAGAGGCUCCUUGGGAGCCUACUCACAAAGCUCACGUUACUCAAUUGAUUGGAUUAUGUACCUCUCAAUCUACUUGGAGGAAAAAGCUUAUCGACGCUGCCAUAUCUUCCAGCGCGAAAUCUUUCAAUAUACCCUCCGGUCAUCCUGAUAUUCUUCAAUACAUAGGUAAUCUCUACUACAAAGAAUCUUCAUUUAACGUGGCAGAACAUUACUUGAUGCUUGCUUCAAAAAAGGAAUCUGCUACAAUCCUUGCUAAAAUGUACAUGCAGUGGGCACUUUCCAACAAUCAAUAUCAUGACGAUGUCGGCCGUUUUGCUUUGAGAGGUGUUCUUGGUUUCAUAUUAGCUGAACAAGUCGAAUGUGCCAUUACUUUUACUCUUAACUUUUUAAUAGAGUUACAAUUAUCUCAUCCUAACACUAUCCUUGAAUCUCAACCUCUUGAUGGCAUAACUUUAACACAAUCACAUACCCUAAACUUCGCCCAACUAAUCAUUGCAUGCAUUCAAAGGAGCGGUACAUCAAAUAUUGCACAGGAGUGGAAGUCAUUGGUAGAUUAUUAUCGAAACUCUAGUUCCAUUGUAAACACUCAACCUGUUACUCAAGCUUGUGCAAAGAUUGGUUCUCUCUACUUUGACAUCAAACCAAUGCAGUCCAGUGGUAACAUGAUGGAUAUCAUGUCUUCUUUGCUCGGUGGUGCCCCUGCUCAAUCAAUUUCCAAACGUAAGUUGGCAAAUACGUCAGUUGGUGAAUUAGAUUAG